AUGGACUCGAUAGGAAGGGGAGCUGGAGUUUCGCCUUUUGGCACUCCGCGCGGUCCUGGCGCACAUGCUGCCUUGUCGUCUUCAUGGCGUGUCGGUUCACCUCUAGCUGAGGCAGCUCUGGCUGCGGAUCUUGCCGAGUGCUCAGAUGAUGAGUUCGACGACAAUGCGAUUGAUGACGACGUCUCUGUGUCUGACCUCCAGGGUGAUCCCAUCAUGUAUCGUCGGCCCAGCGGUGUUGCUUUCGGAGGUUCACGGCCAAUUAUGAACCCUCAAACCUAUGAUGAGCCAGGCUUGACAGCUUUAGAGAGGAAGCAAUCUCGCAACGCCGAGCGAAGUUUGCUCCGCGACAAUCAUGUUCUUCCUCCAAAGCAUGGAUAUCGUCGUCGAGAUGGCCCCUUCACUCGCAUCUAUCGUCGUCUUUUUAGCACAAAGAUACCACAGGACGAGGAAGGGACACCCGCUGGCACGGCGCCACCUCCUGGCGAAACGGAUCCUCUCUUGGGAUCUCAGACCGACGAAAGUGUGACUGAGCAUCUCAACGACGCCUGGGAAAACGCCGUGGCAGAGCAUCGAAUUAAGACAACUUGGCAACGAGAAGCCAAAACCAUCGUAACCUAUUCAGUGCCGCUCAUCGUCACCUUCCUCCUACAAUACUCUAUCAAUGUCACCAGCAUCUUCGCUGUUGGACGAAUUGGCAAGCUUGAACUUGGUGCUGUUUCUUUGGCCAACAUGACCGCGGCCAUUACUUGUUUGGCUCCGUUCCAAGGCCUUGCCACCUCUCUUGAUACUUUGUGCGCUCAAGCAUACGGAUCUGGUCACAAGCAUCUUGUUGGACUGCAAUUCCAGCGCAUGACCUGCUUCCUUUUUGUUCUUGGCUUCCCUGUGGCUUUGUUGUGGUGGUUUUCUGAAGGUAUUAUUCGGGCCAUCGUCCCCGAGCCCGAAUCAGCUCGACUUGCUGGCAUGUACCUCAGGGUCAUGAUCUUUAGCAUUCCGGGAUUCAUCCUGUUUGAGGGUGGUAAGCGAUUUACCCAAGCUCAGGGUCUCUUCCGUGCUACGACUUAUGUUCUCCUUAUCGUUGCACCUUUCAACGUCUUCCUGAGCUGGCUCUUGGUUUGGAAGCUGCAGUGGGGUUUCAUUGGAGCUCCUACAGCUGUAGCUAUCAGCACCAAUCUUCUCCCUAUAUUCCUUUUCCUGUACGUUCGAUUCGUUAACGGGCGACAAUGCUGGGGCGGUUUCAGCCGACGAGCCCUCAGUAACUGGUGGAUCAUGAUUCGACUUGCUUUACCCGGCAUGAUCAUGGUAGAAGCCGAAUGGCUAGCAUUCGAGAUUCUUACGCUACUCUCAAGUCGAUUCGGACCCGAAUAUCUGGCUGCACAGAGUGUUGUGACUACAAUCACAACGCUCUCGUAUGAGAUCCCCUUCCCUAUGUCUAUCGCUGCUUCGACUCGCAUUGCCAACUUGAUUGGGGCUGGUCUUGUCGAACCAGCCAAGAUGACAGGUGCUGUGGCUUUCGUUGCUGCUUGUGUUAUAGGCAUGUUCAACCUGACUAUUUAUACCACUCUGCGUUACCAAUUACCGCUCUUGUUUACCAAGGACGAAGAUGUCAUCAAGCUUGUUGCUGCAGUCAUGCCCAUUGUGUCUGUCAUGCAAGUGUUUGAUGGUCUCGCAGCAGGUGCCCACGGAUUACUUCGAGGCAUCGGCAAGCAAUCCAUUGGCGGCCCUGCCAACAUUAUCGCCUAUUACGCCCUGUCUCUUCCAUGCUCGCUCAUUUUGGCUUUUGGUUUCGAUUGGAAGCUGAGUGGCUUGUGGGUUGGAGUCACGCUUGGAACAAUCACUGUCGCAUCCAUUGAGUACAUCUAUCUAUUCCGAACCGACUGGCACAAGGCCGCAGACGAGGCCAGAAUCCGAAAUGCUGCGGGUUAG
Fusarium sp. VM40 is the source of this 1923-nucleotide messenger RNA. NCBI's taxonomy places the organism in Eukaryota, Fungi, Ascomycota, Sordariomycetes, Hypocreales, Nectriaceae. The record is from the annotation of a GenBank genome assembly.